AUUGACAAGGGAUUUGUUUUGUUGCAUUUAUUUUCCUAUCAGAAAUAAAAUGUAAUCGAUUUUAUUUAUUAUAAUAUGUAGUAGAAAUGUAGAAUGAUGUACAAUUUGUACGUUGAGGGUGCUGAAGGUAUGACUACAUCUGGUCUUGGGACGUAGUACAUUGGUGAUGAAACCCUGCCAUGGCCCAAAUCAUAAGAACAAUGCGACCAGCUUACACCUCUGGAAUGGGUGAUUAGAACUUGAAACAAGAAAGUAUAGAUAGAGUCGAGAAGAUGGCUGGUGCAGCAACAGUAUUGAAGCCGCGCGGGGUCGCGUGCGCGCCCUCUAGUCAUAGAAUAAGCCUGUGUUUUGUUAUUGUUUUAUUAUUAGGUAUCCCAAGUGCACAUUCCCAGUUAGAAAAAUUGUAUAUAACCGAAACGGAUCUCAAUAUCCUUGUUGACGACACACACCUCAUGAAACUGGUGCAAAUUGGCCAAUACAAUGAAAGUCUGAAAGUGACAGCUAACAUCCAACACCCGGACAUCGUGCAAUUCGUCCCUCAAACCAUAGACAUCCCGGGCUCGAAAGAACCGAACUCCACGGUCAAGAUUACCUAUGAUAUCUGCGCUUACGCAAAGAGUCCGGGACAUUCUGAAGUUACUUUCAAUGUCACUCCUGCUGGAUAUGUCAACAUGGACACAGUAUUCCUCCGCAUCACGGUGAUGCACUCUCACGCCAUCAACGUGAUCUCCUACAUCAUGGGCUGGAUAUACUUCGCGGCCUGGUCCGUCUCCUUCUACCCUCAGAUCUACAUCAACUUUAAGAGGAAGAGCGUCGUUGGAUUAAACUUCGAUUUCUUGGCACUGAAUAUCAUGGGAUUUACGAUGUAUUCUCUGUUUAACUGCGGACUUUAUUUUUCGAGAGAUAUUCAGAGCGAGUAUUUCGCCCGUCACCCCCGCGGCCUGAACCCGGUGCAGCUGAACGAUGUGUUCUUCUCUCUUCACGCAGCCUUCGCCACGCUUAUCACUAUCACUCAGUGCUUCUUGUAUGAGCGCGAAGACCAGCGAGUAUCAACAACAGGCCGCAGCAUACUGGGCGUGUUCACCGUCAUUGUCCUGGUGUCAGCGGGCGUCAGCGCGGGCGGCAAGCUGGCGUGGCUCGACUUCUUGUACUACUGCAGCUAUAUCAAGCUGUCUAUUACGCUCAUUAAAUAUGUGCCGCAGGCGUACAUGAACUACAAACGCAAAUCAACAGUAGGGUGGAGCAUCGGCAACAUCUUCCUGGACUUCGUCGGCGGCUUCCUCUCGAUCCUGCAGAUGGCACUGAACGCUUACAACUACAACGACUGGAUCUCGUUCUUCGGCGACGCGACCAAAUUCGGCCUCGGCCUCUUCAGUCUCGUCUUCGACAUAUUCUUCAUUCUACAGCACUACGUCUUCUAUAGAGAGGGCAAAGAGUUUGUCAGGGUAAACAGUAGUGACGAGGGGUCCGACAUUUCCAGCAGUAACGAGGGGAGGGAGUAUUUUGUGUUGGUACACAACUGGCACGCCGACGAGAAAAAGUAUGAUCUGGACAUCAAAGCGUGAUGAAGCCCCAAGCCAGCCCUGUGCCAGUUUCCCGUAGUAAUUUAGAUCUUAUUCUUAAUCCAAUUAGGUUUAUUUUUGAACUACAACUUUCAGAUGGUUGCUGAUGUCUGAUUUUAGCUUUAUUAAGAUAUUUUCGGUUAUAAUUUUGAAAGUAUACAAUUAGUUAAGGAUUGCAGUGCUUUACUUUCUUUGAUAUUUUUGGAGCUUUGAGUUCCCAAGCAAGCAGUAUUCAUUGAGGGUAAAAAUCAAGAUGAUAAUUAUAUUUUUUUAUGUAAAGGGUAUAGGGAUAUUAUUAACAGCAUUUCAUUUAAAUCAUUCACUGCCUAAUGGGAUACCAAUAUUAAGAAACAGCAAUGCAAUAAUUUAUAUAUGUAUUUAUUUUAUUAUAUUUAGGAUAUUUUUUAUUAUAUAACAAAAAUAAUAUUAUUUUAGAUAGGAUACUGUCUGACAGAAUGUUUUAAUUAUUUUCUGUUUAAAACAAGAUAAACAGACUGAUUUUCAUUGUAUUUUAUGCAUUUAUGAUUUUUAUUACGGGACUGUUUUUAUUUGUUUAUUUAUACAUUUUAAUAUGUCGUAAUUUGUUCCCAGCUAAUGUAUGGUCCCGCCAUUUUUUUUUCUUAUGAAAAUUAAAAGUCGUAUUGAAUGUAAUUCAAAAUACCUAAUAUUCGUAACUAAGUGACCACAUAUUAAUUUGUAAUUAUAGUCUAAGACAUGCAGAGCUCGAAAACUUUUAAUAUUCAAAAGAAAAAAAUACAUAACUGAAGUUUUAAAAAAGUUGAAAAUUUAAUAAUUUCUAUUUACAAAUUUAUUAUAAUGUUUGUUAAAUGACCAAGUCAUUAUUCGUUUCAAAGAUCUGUGAUGACAACACAUUUUAUAUUAAAAUGUGAAAUGAUAUCACGCUGUUUUGAUUGCCAUCCUUAAAAAUAAGUUUCGAUACAACUUCCCAUCCCUAUCCUGUAAUAUCGACAAGUAACAACACUAUUAAAUUGAUUUUAUUUACUGUAAGUUGUAAAGCAAUAGGCAAACAGAUUUAAAUCUCAGUUCUAAAGUUUAUGUAAUUAUGAAAUUAAGUUUAGGUAUAAUUAGGGAGUAGUAUAUAAGGUUUUUGUUUAUGGUAUUUAAUAAAUUAAUCUUGGUUUG
Molecule: messenger RNA, 2705 nt
Organism: Helicoverpa armigera (cotton bollworm)
Lineage: Eukaryota; Metazoa; Arthropoda; Insecta; Lepidoptera; Noctuidae
Gene: Ctns
Product: cystinosin homolog
Exons: 11
Coding region: 273-1565 (430 amino acids)
Biological process (GO): L-cystine transport
Cellular component (GO): lysosomal membrane
Molecular function (GO): L-cystine transmembrane transporter activity
Source: RefSeq, a predicted model, not a curated record